This is a messenger RNA of Rhizophagus irregularis DAOM 181602=DAOM 197198, 3327 nucleotides long. RefSeq lists its product as uncharacterized. The record is from RefSeq and is a predicted model, not a curated record. Gene Ontology annotation, molecular function: nucleotide binding; DNA-directed DNA polymerase activity; DNA binding. NCBI's taxonomy places the organism in Eukaryota, Fungi, Glomeromycota, Glomeromycetes, Glomerales, Glomeraceae.
AUGACCCAAUCCGAGCUUUCAGAGUUCCUCGACGCGCCCGCCCUUUUUCACCCAAAGGCUGAAAAAGAUAAAACAGAAGGGGUCCCAGAGGGACCAGGCCAGGUAAUCCGCUAUUCCGGUGAAAAAUACUUGUCGGGCAUCCCAACUCGAGAUAAUAUAGUUGCGGAAAAUGAUGAGGGAUUAACCGCAAUCCUUGAAGACGCUCUAUUCAAUUGCCAAGAAAUACCAUUCAUGGCCACUGAUAAUGAAGGAUCCAGCCAAAAAAUAAAUGGAAAGUAUUGCUAUGUAUUACGGCUCUACGGUUCUCUCAUUAAUGGCCAAAAAGCGAUAGUAAUCCUUUUGGGAAUUCAGGUUUUCUUUGACGUUCUUGUUCCAGACGGAGAGACUCCAGAUGAAUGUGAAAUGAAAAUAAGGGAUAUUCUCUCUGGGGAGGUGGAUACUCAAAAAAUUGAGCAUAUUAAAGCUUUCCCUUUUCGGGGUUAUCAUACAGAAAAAAAGACAUAUUUACGAAUCUAUAUGAGUGGUACCGGUAAAAGAAAAACAGCCAUUAUGGCUGUUCAAGAUAAUAAUUACGAAACUGCUUCAGACGAUUUAUACUCAUUCCACCGUAAGGUGGCUCGAGAGAAUGGAAUUCAACUUUCUGGGUGGUCUAUGCUGGGCAAUUACAUGUACAAGAAAAGGAUUGACCCUCUCUGCCCCCACACAUUUUACUUAUCUAAAAAAUAUUUUCAACCCAUUAAAGACCUUACUACGAUAACUGAUCGUUUCCCUAUUUCAGCACUCAAAAGGGAUCGUACUGUUAUCCUCACAUGGGAUAUAGAAACGCAAUCACAAGAGUUGGGUGAAUUUGCCGAAGUCCUUAAUCUGAAACAAAAUGUCUUUAUGAUUUACAUGACACUGCAUUGGAAAGAUGAUCCAAAACCGCUAAAGCAAAUAUGUCUUGUCGACAUUGAGACAGAACCAGAUCCACGCUGGACCACAAUCGUAUGUGGAAACCAAGAAAAUCUGCUAAAGGCAUUCGCUCUCUGCUGGCGAGCAUUUGCCCCUGACAUCCAAGUUGGGUUUAACGAUUCAGACUAUGAUUGGCGUUUCAUUAUGGAAAGAGCCUAUCAUCUCAACAUUCUCGAAUGGAUAUGGGAGCGGAUGACAGGAAAGUUUGAAACAAAGGAAGAAAUUAUAAAGUGGAAAUAUCGUGGAAAGAUAGGAGCGAAAUCCGAAAAUACUUUUAAGAAGAAAGAAAAGAAAAAGAAUAGUGAGGACAGAGAUAGUGAAAAUACUCUUCACAUUCUUGAGAAUGGAGAGGAGGAUACGGAAGUCAAAGAAUUUCUGGGCGGUCCGAUUAAGAUCAAAAUUUCUGCAGAAGAUAAUUUCUUUUCCAGCUUCCUUAAACUGCCAGGAUGUGUACCAAUUGACGUUAGAGUUUGCCUCAAAAAGCGUUACCCCCGUUCUGAAGUCGAAAAGGAAGGCUCACUUAAAUUCUUCUUACAAAAAUGCGGUCUUGACGCUAAAGUUGACAUGCCAUACAAUAAAAUGUGGAAAACCUAUUCAGAGGCGAAAAAGAACCCGUCCCCAUCAACUGCAAGAAAAAUGCGGGAAGUAGCAUAUUACUGUAUUAUAGAUGCACUGAGUUGCCAGGAGCUUUUGGUAAAGCUAAGUCAAAUAAAUGAAUACAGAGAAGUCGCUUCUAUAGCUUAUGUAUCUUUAUUCGACUCACACUAUCGCGCAAAUGGAAUGAAGGUACGAAACCUUCUAGGCGCUUAUGCUUUUAAACAUGAUAUGCUAUUUAGCGCAAGGAUACCUGAAAAGGUGGAAAAGGGUAAGUAUCCAGGCGCAUAUGUUUUUCCACCUAAAAAAGGUAUCGAGACGAAAAGGCCGGUAACGGGUUUGGAUUUUAGAUCUUUAUAUCCAAGCCUUAUUAUGGCCUAUAACCUCUCUCCAGAAAAGUUUAUAUUUAAUCCAGAGGAGGCUGUCAUUAUAAAAAAGAAUGGGAACAGUUUACACGAGAUUAGCUUUCCAUUCAAUAAGCGCACUAUUCAAGCUUGGUGCGUAAGACAUGAUAAUCGAUCUGAGAAGAAAGGUUUAUACCCGACCGUAUUAGAGGAAUUAUUUGCGAUGAGACAAGAACUUAAAGCGCAACUUGCCUCAUUAGGAAAGAAGAAGGAUCAACUUGGAAAGAUAAUAAGUUCGGUGAAAGAAAAGGGUAAAAGAAUUACUGAGAAGUUAGAUUUAGAAUAUAAAUCUCUUUGCUUCGAAUAUGACUGCUUGAAUUCAAAGCAGAAAGCUGUCAAGCUAUUUAUGAAUACCUUUUAUGGAGAGGCCGGAAACCCAUUAUCUUCAAUCUUUCUCCGUGCAUUGGCCGGAGGAACCACUUCCGCUGGCAAAUACAAUAUCAAACUUGUUGCAGAAUAUGUGGAAAAGAAAGGCUUUGGAACCAAAUAUGGGGAUACUGAUUCUUUGUAUCUUACCUGCCCAGAUAAGUAUUUUGAAAAAUGCGAUGAAGCCUUCUCUAGAAAAGAACUAUCCAAAGAAGCGUACUGGACCGAAAUGGUCAAAAUUACUAUGGAUGUGAUGAAAAAGUUGCGCGAUCAGAUAAAUGCUUAUCUUAGGAUAAAAAGUGGGACCUCUUAUCUAAAAAUGGCUUACGAAGAGGUAUUAUUUCCCGUCUGCUUUACUGGCAAAAAGAAGUACUUUGGAGUCAGGCAUGAAGAUGUAGUAAACUUUAAACCGAAAACCCUUUUCAUGAAAGGGAUAGAAACUGUAAAGCAAGGUAAAUCCCAGCUUCUCAAAUUCAUCGGAGAGAAAAUUAUGAGAGAGGCUAUGGAUAUUAAUAAUACACGCUCAAUUCACGAUAUUGUUGAAGCUACUCUUAGAGAAGCCCAGAACAAGGAAUGGGAUUUCAAUGAUUUUAUCGUAAUGGGUACAUGGAAGCCUAAGAAAAAAAAUCUCUGCAACAAUCGCUUUAUGGAACGUAUGAGGGAGAGAAAUAAGAGGAUUCCCGAUCCCGGCGAACGCUUUAGCUAUGUCGUUGUGAAGGGUCCCCGUCUUCGCAAUGAGAAAGGCCGGUUAAUACCGGUUAGAGUUGGAGAUUAUAUGGAGUAUGCGGACAUAGCAAAAGAGAAAAACAUGGAAAUAGAUAUCAAUUAUUAUUUAGGCACUACGGUUGGAAUGUGCGCACGCUUUAUCAAUGAGGAUGAUAGAUACCAACCACCAGCUUCACAUAAAAUUAUGCAACUUAAAGAUUCGGAUGAAAAGGAAAAGCAGACCGACAAAUAUUCCCAGGAUGAGGCAAUAAAAUGGCUUAAAAAAUAUAUAAAAGACUUACAAUAA